Molecule: messenger RNA, 1885 nt
Organism: Mus pahari (shrew mouse)
Lineage: Eukaryota; Metazoa; Chordata; Mammalia; Rodentia; Muridae
Gene: Kcnj6
Product: potassium voltage-gated channel subfamily J member 6
Exons: 4
Coding region: 522-1799 (425 amino acids)
Biological process (GO): regulation of monoatomic ion transmembrane transport; potassium ion import across plasma membrane
Cellular component (GO): plasma membrane
Molecular function (GO): G-protein activated inward rectifier potassium channel activity
Source: RefSeq, a predicted model, not a curated record
AACCGAGUAGCAUUGAAUCUGCGGCUUUCAUGACGUCUCCCUGCGAGGUCUAUCUCUUUGCUCCUAAACGAGGAUUUAUUCCCUCUCCCUCUCACGGCUGUCCCUCAGUUUCCUCGCAGCCGGACUUCCUCCUCCGUCCCUGCCCACACGCGCACUCCUCUGCCCCGCGGUGGCCCCAGCGCCCAGCCCUCCAGCCAGAGGGAGCCAGUCACCAGACGGCAGCACCUGGCUGGAGAGGUUGGGCGGGCCGAGGGUGGGGAUCCGCGGGAACCGGCGAGCUGGAGCUGGAGCAGGAGCUGGACCCAACCGCUAGCAGCAGAAUGGAGUCUCCCGAAAGCCUGCCGGGGCUGAUGUGAAAUUAGACCAUCUGCUUCCAGUUGGUCUGUUUCCUCCUCUUCUUGUAUUUUCUUCCCUCGCCAUCCACCGUGGAGUGAAUUAUUGAAUCUUGCUCCGUUCCAAGAGAGGCGAUCAGGAUGGAGUGAACCUACCCUGUCCACCACAAGGAAAAGCACAAAGAAGAAAUGACAAUGGCCAAGUUAACUGAAUCCAUGACUAACGUCCUGGAAGGUGAUUCCAUGGACCAGGACGUGGAAAGCCCAGUGGCCAUUCACCAGCCAAAGUUGCCUAAGCAGGCCAGGGACGACUUGCCGAGACACAUCAGCCGAGACAGGACCAAAAGGAAAAUCCAGAGGUAUGUAAGGAAGGAUGGGAAGUGCAACGUGCACCAUGGCAACGUGCGGGAGACAUACCGAUACCUGACGGACAUCUUCACCACCCUGGUGGACCUAAAGUGGAGAUUCAAUCUGUUGAUCUUUGUCAUGGUCUACACAGUGACGUGGCUUUUCUUUGGGAUGAUCUGGUGGCUGAUCGCAUACAUCCGGGGAGAUAUGGACCACAUAGAGGACCCCUCGUGGACUCCCUGUGUCACCAACCUCAACGGGUUUGUCUCUGCUUUUUUAUUCUCCAUAGAGACAGAAACCACCAUUGGUUAUGGCUACCGGGUCAUCACGGACAAGUGCCCUGAGGGGAUUAUUCUCCUCUUAAUCCAGUCUGUGUUGGGGUCCAUUGUCAACGCCUUCAUGGUAGGAUGUAUGUUUGUGAAAAUAUCCCAACCCAAGAAGAGGGCAGAGACCCUGGUCUUUUCCACCCAUGCAGUGAUCUCCAUGCGGGAUGGGAAACUAUGCUUGAUGUUCCGCGUGGGGGACUUGAGGAAUUCUCACAUUGUGGAAGCCUCCAUCAGAGCCAAGUUGAUCAAGUCCAAGCAGACUUCAGAGGGGGAGUUUAUUCCCCUCAACCAGACGGAUAUCAACGUAGGGUACUACACGGGUGAUGACCGGCUCUUUCUAGUGUCACCAUUGAUUAUUAGCCAUGAAAUUAACCAACAGAGUCCCUUUUGGGAGAUCUCCAAAGCCCAGCUGCCUAAAGAGGAACUGGAGAUUGUGGUCAUCCUGGAGGGAAUGGUGGAAGCCACAGGAAUGACGUGCCAAGCCCGAAGCUCCUACAUCACCAGUGAGAUCUUGUGGGGUUACCGGUUCACACCUGUACUAACGCUGGAAGACGGGUUCUACGAAGUUGACUACAACAGCUUCCAUGAGACCUAUGAGACCAGCACUCCGUCCCUUAGUGCCAAAGAGCUAGCGGAGCUGGCUAACCGGGCAGAGCUGCCCUUGAGUUGGUCUGUGUCCAGCAAACUGAACCAACAUGCAGAACUGGAGACAGAAGAGGAAGAGAAGAACCCGGAAGAACUGACAGAAAGGAAUGGUGAUGUGGCAAACCUAGAGAAUGAGUCCAAAGUAUAGGCCCAGCUGGGUCAGCCUCCCCCCUCAGACAUGACCCCUCCUUGUAGGCCCAGCUGGGUCAGCCUCCCCCCUCAGACAUGACCCCU